AUGAACCAAAUAGUGAAGAAAAAAAUUGGAUAAGACCUCGGCAAACAGGUGAAUCUGGAGCUUCCAUUCAGGACGCAAAGACUAGAAGCUAUAUGGAGUAUCGAAUCAUACAGUAACAAGGAAGAUGCAAAUCAAGUACUGCUAGAACUUGCUAUACUGGACUACAACAUCGUUCAAUCAGUCUACCAAAGAGAUCUUCGCGAGACAUCAAGGUGGUGGAGACGUGUUGGUCUUGCAACAAAGUUGCAUUUUGCUAGAGAUAGGUUAAUUGAAAGCUUUGACUGGGCUGUUGGUGUUGCGUUCGAACCUCAAUGCAGUGAUUGCCGUAAAUCAGUAGCAAAAAUGUUCUCUUUUGUAACCAUCAUCGAUGAUAUCUAUGAUGUUUAUGGUACUCUGGAUGAGCUGGAGCUAUUUACAGAUGCUGUUGAGAGAAGGGAUGUUCAUUCAAUCAAUGAUCUUCCAGAUUAUAUGAAGCUGUGCUUCCUAGCUCUAUGUAACACCAUCAACGAGAUAGCUUAUGAAAAUCUCAAGGAAAAGGAGGUAAACAUUCUGCCAUACUUAACAAAAGCUUGGGCUGAUGCAUUCCUUCAAGAAGCAAAAUGGUUGUACGAUACCACACCAACAUUCGAUGACUCCUUUGGAAAUGCUUGGAAAUCGUCUUCAGGGCCUCUUCAACUAGUUUUUGCCUCUUUUGCAGUAAGUAAGAACAUAAAAAAAGAGGAGAUUGAGAACUUACAAAAGAUAUAUCAUGAUAUCAUCAGUUGGCCUUCCUACAUCUUUCGUCUUUGCAGGGAUUUGGCUUCAGCAAAAACUAGAUUACUAUGUGCGGAUAUUCAGAGAGGAGAAACUGCAAAUUCUGUAUCAUGCUACAUGCACAGAACUGGCCUUUCGGAGGAACUUGCUCUUGAACAUGUAAGGAAUUUGAUUGAUGAAAACAGGAAGAAGCUAAACAAAGAAAGACUUGAUGACUCUUUGUUAGCAAAACCAUUUAUUGAAACAGCUUUUAAUCUUGCUCGGCAAGCCCGUUGUGCUUAUCAAAAUGGAGAUGGGUACAGUGGUCGAGAAUACACUAUCAGAUUUAACAAUGAUAAUUUCUGUCAAUAUGUAUAUUAUUCGUAG
Messenger RNA from Populus trichocarpa (black cottonwood), 1119 nucleotides. RefSeq names its product isoprene synthase, chloroplastic. Gene Ontology annotation, molecular function: terpene synthase activity; magnesium ion binding. NCBI's taxonomy places the organism in Eukaryota, Viridiplantae, Streptophyta, Magnoliopsida, Malpighiales, Salicaceae. The record is from RefSeq and is a predicted model, not a curated record.